Neurospora hispaniola is the source of this 1143-nucleotide messenger RNA. RefSeq lists its product as uncharacterized. The transcript has 4 exons. NCBI's taxonomy places the organism in Eukaryota, Fungi, Ascomycota, Sordariomycetes, Sordariales, Sordariaceae. The coding region runs from base 1 to 1143 and encodes 380 amino acids. The record is from RefSeq and is a predicted model, not a curated record.
AUGGAUCGACCUUCAUCACCAUCAUACCGCGAACGUCGAGGACCGCAUAUCUAUGUUCAUCUGGAGGUUGGCAUCUCGUGGACUUCAAAGAAACAACACAAGCACCAUGAAGUGACAUAUGGAUCAAGAGGAUCAAAGGCAGCGCGCGAGAAAGAGCAAUGUCCGGGUCCCAAGCUUCCCCGUCAAAUGUCCGCCCCUGAUCCCACCUACCUAGCCGCCGUCCAUGAUUUCGAGCAAAGGCAAUCGAGGACCCGAGAAAGCCGGAAAGCUGCUCGUCCACUUUCACAGAUCGACCCUAUUGCUUCGAUACCGGGCACUUGUCUUGGCCCCCAUCACCAAAUGCAGGAGUACUAUCAAGUACCCGGAUAUUAUGGUCCAGCUCAACCAUCAACGCCACCCCGGCAGCAGCAACGACGGUCCCGGUCCGGGUCGAGACCUGUUGGUGAGAGGGGUCAAUCGGCACCACCACCUACCGGUGAUAACCCCUGGGGUGUAGGAUUGGCGGGGGAAGAAGCGGCGGGACCAUCGAAUUCAAUAUCAGAGCUGUCCCCACGUCCUCCGUCGGAUGUUUGGAAAGCCCUGCCAGCGGCCCCAAAUCGGUUUCGUCUCGGAGAGGCCGGUAUGCCAUGGUCUUCACCAACGGUUUUUGAAACAGGGGCGGGUUCACAGAGUGAUGAUGUCUCCGACCACCCAUCGGGCCAUCACCGUCAGCACAGCAUACCUAGUUUCCAUCCGGAUAAUGAAGCGUCCAUCUACGAAGCUAGCCCUGUCACAGGCAUCUCUGUUUUCUCGCCUGGACCAAGCAAAUUACAAGAUUGCGAAGAUCCCGAGCCGGGCAGUGUACGACAUCUAGAGGAAUUAUCAGCAGCAAUGGUGACGGUGGACAACGGCUUUGAAAACCAGUGGUGGAAUCAAGGGCAACGUCGAAGCAUGAUCUUACCAGCUCCAACCGAAGAACCGCCAUCCCUCGACAAAAGGAUCUCCGCAAGAUCACUCGGCUGGGCGGAGAUACCCAUCUCACCAUUCGCUUCACCGUUCGAUGUCGACAAGGUCGGAGGAGUUAUGGUUGACUACCAGGGAUUUGUGUGGAUGAUAUUUGGUGUUCCUACGUCAAUGCAGGAACAUAGCCUUUUUACGGAGUAA